UCAAAAAUGAUAAGUGAAGGCCGAGGGUCAGAGCUAAUGCCCAGGGAAGCAAAUCCAAAUGUCCCUAUGACCGCCUAUAGAUAUCAUUCGCUUUGUGCAUAUAAUUGUGAUGAUGACUUGUUUAGCUCUGACUUAAGUGAGGACCAGCUGAGGCAGAGACUUGGACACAUGUCCCACACACCUUGUCAGAUCAUAUUUUCCAUGGCUGAUGAAUAUGUACCAGAGUAUGUUGACAAGAAAGCGCUUGGUGAGAAAUUAUGCAGAGCAAUGGGUGGUGCAAAAAAGGUUGAAAUUGAAUAG
This is a messenger RNA of Coffea eugenioides, 300 nucleotides long. Its product is annotated as UPF0613 protein PB24D3.06c-like. The record is from RefSeq and is a predicted model, not a curated record. The transcript is spliced from 4 exons. Lineage: Eukaryota; Viridiplantae; Streptophyta; Magnoliopsida; Gentianales; Rubiaceae. Bases 7 to 300 code for a protein of 97 amino acids.